Messenger RNA from Heterocephalus glaber (naked mole-rat), 4057 nucleotides. It is a transcript of the gene Dpp9, whose product is annotated as dipeptidyl peptidase 9. The record is from RefSeq and is a predicted model, not a curated record. Lineage: Eukaryota; Metazoa; Chordata; Mammalia; Rodentia; Bathyergidae. Gene Ontology annotation, molecular function: serine-type peptidase activity; dipeptidyl-peptidase activity. Gene Ontology annotation, biological process: proteolysis.
ACUUCCGGGUCAAAGGGGCUUGAGCCGGCGGCUCCCCCGUGUCCGCCACCGGCUGUCCCCCGCUCCUGCCAUUUCCGGGCUGCAGUCAUGGGCAUGGAUCCUCGAGCAUAAAGUGCCGCCGGCCCCCAGGACGCCCUGCCCAGUCUGGCAUCCGCGCCCCGGUGUUUGUCCUCUGCCUUCGGCUGGAAUGGAGGCUCCUUGGACCCCUUAGAAGAGGAAGAGUUGUAUAGAAUCGUCCUCCAGGCCAGCAUUCUUGUCCAGGUGUCGUGAUGGGGUGACCAGGUGGCAACUCUGGAUCGAGGGCUCGGGAAAGACCUCUGAAGGGUGCUUUGGGGCCCGGAGGAUGAAAAGGAGGGAGUCUCACAGCCAGCUGGGAAGGGCGUCCGGCGGAGGGAGCGGCCAGUGCAAAAGCCGGGAGGCCCCUACCCUCCCGAGGCCCGCUGAGCGGUUAAUGCGGAAGCUCAAGAAGCUGCGGCUGGACAAGGAGAACACGGGCAGUUGGAGAAGCUUGUCACUGCAUCCUGAGGGAGAGAGGAUGUCGGUGGAGGCCCCACCGGCGGAGCGGGCCACUGUGGGUGACAUGGACGACCCAGCCUCCCGCUUCCAGGUGCCGAAGCACUCAUGGGAUGGGCUGCGGAGCAUCAUCCACGGCAGCCGCAAGUACUCGGGCCUCAUCGUCAACAAGGCCCCACAUGACUUCCAGUUCGUGCAGAAGACGGACGAAGCCGGCCCCCACUCCCACCGCCUGUACUACCUGGGGAUGCCUUAUGGAAGCCGGGAGAACUCGCUGCUCUACUCUGAGAUCCCCAAGAAGGUCCGCAAGGAGGCCCUGCUGCUACUGUCCUGGAAGCAGAUGCUGGACCAUUUCCAGGCCACCCCCCACCACGGGGUCUACUCCCGGGAGGAGGAGCUGCUGCGGGAGCGCAAGCGCCUGGGCGUCUUUGGCAUCACCUCCUACGACUUCCACAGCGCCAGUGGCCUUUUCCUGUUCCAGGCCAACAACAGCCUCUUCCACUGCCGUGACGGGGGCAAGAACGGCUUCAUGGUAACCCCCAUGAAGCCACUGGAGAUCAAGACCCAGUGCUCAGGGCCCCGGAUGGACCCCAAGAUCUGCCCCGCUGACCCUGCCUUCUUUUCCUUCAUCAACAACAGUGACGUGUGGGUGGCCAACAUUGAGACAGGCGAGGAGCGGCGCCUCACCUUCUGCCACAAGGGGUUACCCAAUGUCCUGGAUGACCCCAAGUCUGCGGGUGUGGCCACCUUCGUCAUCCAGGAGGAGUUUGACCGCUUCACCGGCUGCUGGUGGUGCCCCACGGCCUCCUGGGAAGGCUCCAAAGGCCUCAAGACACUGCGGAUCCUGUACGAGGAGGUAGAUGAGUCCGACGUGGAGGUCAUCCACGUCCCUUCCCCUGCGCUGGAGGAGCGGAAGACGGACUCCUACCGGUACCCCAGGACAGGCAGCAAGAAUCCCAAAAUCGCCUUGAAGUUGGCCGAGUUCCAGACCGACAGUGAGGGCAAGAUCGUGUCCUCCUUCGAGAAGGAGUUGGUGCAGCCCUUCCACAAGCUCUUCCCCAAGGUGGAGUACAUCGCCAGGGCUGGCUGGACGCACGACGGCAAGUACGCCUGGGCCACGUUCCUGGACCGGCCACAGCAGCGGCUCCAGCUCGUGCUCCUGCCCCCAGCCCUGUUCAUCCCGGCCCCUGAGAGCGAGGAGCAGCGGCUGGCCUUCGCCAGGACCGUCCCCAAGAGUGCCCAGCCACACGUGGUGUACGAGGAGGUCACCAGCGUCUGGGUCAAUGUCCACGACAUCUUCUACCCCUUCCCCCAGUCCGAGGGGUCUGAGGAGUUCUGCUUCCUCCGGGCCAACGAGUGUAAGACCGGCUUCUGCCACCUGUACAAAGUCACUGUCCUCCUGAGACCCAACAGCUACAACUGGACAGAACCCCUCAGCCCUGGGGAAGAUGAAUUUAAAUGCCCGAUCAAGGAGGAGACUGCGCUGACCAGUGGCGAAUGGGAGGUCCUGGCCAGGCACGGCUCCAAGAUCUGGGUCAACGAGGAGACGAAGCUGGUGUACUUCCAAGGGACGAAGGACACACCGCUGGAGCACCACCUCUAUGUGGUCAGCUAUGAGACAGCCGGCGAGAUCGUGCGCCUCACCACGCCUGGCUUCUCGCACAGUUGCUCCAUGAGCCAGAACUUCGACAUGUUCAUCAGCCACUAUAGCAGUGUGAGCACCCCGCCCUGCGUGCACGUGUACAAGCUCAGUGGCCCCGAUGAUGACCCCCUGCACAAGCAGCCACGCUUCUGGGCCAGCAUGAUGGAGGCAGCCAGCUGUCCCCCGGACUAUGUGCCCCCCGAGAUCUUCCACUUCCACACGCGGUCGGAUGUGCGGCUCUAUGGCAUGAUCUACAAGCCGCACACCCUGCAGCCGGGGAAGAAGCACCCCACAGUGCUGUUUGUGUAUGGGGGCCCCCAGGUGCAGCUCGUGAAUAACUCCUUCAAAGGCAUCAAGUACCUGCGGCUCAACACACUGGCGUCCCUGGGCUAUGCUGUGGUUGUGAUUGACGGCCGGGGAUCCUGUCAGCGGGGGCUCCGAUUUGAAGGAGCCCUGAAGAACCAAAUGGGCCAAGUGGAGAUCGAAGACCAGGUGGAGGGCUUGCAGUUCGUGGCCCAGAAGUACGGCUUCAUCGACCUGAGCCGCAUCGCCAUCCAUGGCUGGUCCUAUGGUGGCUUUCUGUCACUCAUGGGCCUCAUCCACAAGCCUGAGGUCUUCAAGGUGGCCAUCGCGGGCGCGCCGGUCACCGUGUGGAUGGCCUACGACACCGGGUACACGGAGCGCUACAUGGAUGUGCCCGAAAACAACCAGCAGGGCUACGAGGCGGGCUCUGUGGCCCUGCACGUGGAGAAGCUGCCCAACGAGCCCAACCGGCUGCUGAUCCUCCACGGCUUUCUGGAUGAAAACGUGCACUUUUUCCACACAAACUUCCUCGUCUCGCAGCUCAUCCGGGCCGGGAAACCUUACCAACUCCAGAUCUACCCCAACGAGAGACACAGUAUCCGAUGCCCCGAGUCAGGCGAGCACUACGAGGUCACGCUGCUGCACUUUCUCCAAGAAUACCUCUGAGCCGCCGGGCCUCACUCCAGAGCACAAAGCCCAGGGCCAGGCAGAGGCCCCCAGUGGCCCCACACACCCGCCUGGGCGCCUGUCCUGCCACCCGCCCCAGGACAGCCUUGAGGCCCAGGAGGAGCCACCUCACCGCUGCCUUUCCCGCCCUAACGCCUUCAAUCCUUUUUUUUUUUUUUUUUAAUUACUGCUCCUGGUUUGCUUUGCUUGCUGCUUCUUGGUUGCCAGGACAGAGACGGUGGCUGAUCCGCAGGUGACACUGCCUUGGGCCACCCAGCUCUUCGGCCAGAAGAGACUCCGAGGAGCCAGGCUGGGGAGUGAGGUGGGCACAGCCCUGGGUGCCCUCCACCCCGAUGGCCUGGGUCCCCUGUGCUGGCAGCCACCGUCCCCAGCACAGGAGCCUGGGAAUGCCUGUCCUCCCUCCCCGCCGCCACCCACUUCAUAUCUGCAUUCCCUCAAGGGGCAUUUUACAUAACUAAGAGACAGAAAGCAAGGGGUGCCUAGAUCUAGAAUCAGGGUGUGUGGCUGGGCAGUGGGGUGUCCACCCUCCACUGUGAGCCCUGCGUGUCCAAAGCCCAGACGGCAGAGUGGCCAGGGCCUGCUGGGGUUGACGCCUGUGGACGCAAGGAGCCCUCCUGCCCUUGCUCUCCCCUCCCCAGCUGUCCAGCCACACACGUCUGCCUGGCCCUGACACAGGGUCCCGGUGUUGGGAGUGGGAACUGCCCACCAUGGGGUCCUGGUCCCACUUCCUUCCCUUCCCCUCCAAGAGUUCAGGCAAAGAGCAAAAAGAAAAGGAGAAAAAAAAAAAGGAAGGAAGGAAACCACCUCUACAUAUUAUGGAAAGAAAAUAUUUUUGUCAAUUCUUAUUCUUUUAUAAUUAUGCGUGUAAGAAGUAGACUCAUUAAACAAUCCCAGAUGGGACACUGCCGCCUG